AUUUUAUAACCCUAUUUUAGAACAGUGCUAAAACGAAACGUCAAUCAACAAAACAAAAAUAAAACGGAACUGUCAAAACAACUGUCAGUCGUCAGCUGCGCUACUCGACGGACGUCGAAAACUUUAGCUGUGCAAUUUUGAUACACUUUCUGCUAGCAGUAAACUGUAGCCGCUAAUUUCCCACUUCCAGAAGGGCGCCAGUGGUGCGAAUUGCAACAAAAGAUGGUUCUGACGAACGAUGUUUAUCUGCCGAACGAUGAGGAGCUCACCGUUCCGGAGGUGAAUCUUUCGGGGCCUGCCCUGAGGGCUGGUGCUUUCCAUCUGGGCAAAGCCUGCGAGGCGGAAAACAAUGAAUUUAUGCUGUGCCGACAGGAGCUGGAUGACCCGCGUGCAUGCAUUGCCGAGGGCAAGGCUGUGACCAACUGUGCGCUGGAGUUCUUCCGCAAGGUUAAGAAGUCCUGCGCCCAGGAGUUUACCCAGUAUGCUAACUGUCUGGACAAGAGCAGCGGCGAUCUGAGAUUCGAAUACUGCCGCAAAACCCAAGGUGUGUACGAUAAGUGCGUGCUGGAUAAUUUGCACAUCGAACGACCGGACUAUGGAUACUUUACCCGGGCUAAGGUUCACGCCACGGAUCGCCCGGCACCGCCGAAACAGGAGAAAACCGUUUAUCCCGAUGCGAUUCCCAAGCUGCCCGAGGAUUAUCCGCGGCCAGAGGCUAAGUAUGGUUCUCGUUUCCACUGGCUGAACUAGAAGACGGUUUUGUUCGUGAAUGAAGCAGUGUUGUAGCAAUUCGAUGAUCGUUGAAAGUGCUGAGUGGAGAGCACUUCUUUGGAAUACAUUAACAUUAUGAACACGA
Aedes albopictus (Asian tiger mosquito) is the source of this 856-nucleotide messenger RNA. It is a transcript of the gene ND-19, whose product is annotated as NADH dehydrogenase [ubiquinone] 1 alpha subcomplex subunit 8. The record is from RefSeq and is a predicted model, not a curated record. Gene Ontology annotation, biological process: mitochondrial electron transport, NADH to ubiquinone. Lineage: Eukaryota; Metazoa; Arthropoda; Insecta; Diptera; Culicidae. The coding region runs from base 223 to 750 and encodes 175 amino acids. The transcript has 3 exons.